Hibiscus syriacus is the source of this 2456-nucleotide messenger RNA. Its product is annotated as ATP-dependent DNA helicase 2 subunit KU80. The record is from RefSeq and is a predicted model, not a curated record. Gene Ontology annotation, molecular function: DNA helicase activity; telomeric repeat DNA binding; double-stranded DNA binding. Gene Ontology annotation, biological process: double-strand break repair via nonhomologous end joining; cellular response to X-ray; DNA recombination. The transcript is spliced from 12 exons. Gene Ontology annotation, cellular component: Ku70:Ku80 complex; nucleus. The coding region runs from base 149 to 2215 and encodes 688 amino acids. NCBI's taxonomy places the organism in Eukaryota, Viridiplantae, Streptophyta, Magnoliopsida, Malvales, Malvaceae.
AAAGAAAAAACUAGAAAUGGUCAACAUUUUUCACGCUGUAUAUAAACCCGCCUCCUCGCAGUCGCUUCUUUCAAAUUCCAAGCUUCCGCCACAAGCUUCUUGCUCUCUAUAUCUUCCUGGUCAGCCUGGCUAGAUCACUCGCAUUUCAAUGGCUCGAAACAAGGAGAAAUUAGUGUUAUUGCUUGAUGUCGGUCCAUCAAUGCACGGUGUUCUUCCAGAAAUUGAAAAAAUCUGCUCCAUGUUAGUGGAGAAGAAGCUUAUUUUCAGCAAAUAUGAUGAAGUGGGAGUGGUGGCAUUUGGAACCGAAGAAACUAACAAUGACCUUACAACGGAAGUGGGUGGUUAUGAAAAUAUUACGGUGUUGCAAGAUAUCAAAGUUGUUGAUGGUGAUCUUAUUGACACUUUACAAAAUUUGCCUCGUGGGACCUUAGAUGGUGAUUUUCUUGAUGCAAUUGUUGUUGGGAUGGAUAUGCUGAUAAAGAAAUAUAAAGAUAUAUUCAAAGGAAAGAAGCGUCUGUGCCUUAUUACUAAUGCCAUUCAUCCUAUAAAGGACUCUUUGGAAGGAAGCAAAGAAGAUCAGGUCACGACCAUUGCAGAGCAGAUGACUGCACAAGGCAUGAAAAUGGAAAGUAUUGUUGUGAGGGGAAGGUUAAGUCAGGAUGCAGAUAAGAGAAUAAUGGACGAGAAUGAUAAUCUCUUGAGUAUAUUUUCCAAGAAAACCCGUACACGGAAUGUGUAUGUUGGUAGUCCAACUUCAUUACUGGGAGCACUUAAAACCCGAAGAUUAACUCCUGUAACAAUUUUCAGAGGUCAUCUUGAGCUCAGUCCUCAGAUGAAAAUUAAGGUAUGGGUUUAUAAAAAAACACAAGAGGAGAAGUUUCCCACACUGAAGAAAUAUUCAGAAAAAGCACCUGUGACUGAUAAGUUUGCAACACAUCAAGUCAAGGUUGAUUAUGAAUAUAAAAGUGUUGGUGAAUCCAGUACUACAGUUAUACCCCCAGAGCAAAGGAUUAAAGGCUACCGUUAUGGACCUCAAGUGGUUCCUAUAUCAACUGCUGAAUGGGAUGCUGUCAAGUACAAACCAGAAAAGGGUGUAAAGCUACUGGCAUUUACUGAUGCUUCAAAAAUAAAACGACACUGCUUCAUGAAAGAUGUCUGUCUUUUUAUUGCUGAACCGGGUAACACAAGAGCCACUGUUGCAGUUUCUGCCAUAGCAAGAGCAAUGAAGGAAACAAAUACAGUUGCAAUCUUGCGAUGCGUUUGGAGACAGGGACAGCAAAAUGUUGUUGUGGGGGUCUUGACACCAAACAUUUCACAAAAUGAUAAAAUUCCUAAUUCAUUUUAUUUCAAUGUUCUUCCUUUCGCCGAGGAUGUUCGUGAAUAUCAGUUCCCCUCUUUCAACAGUUUUCCAGCUUCAUGGAAACCCAAUGAACAGCAGCAAAAGGCAGCUGAUGAAUUGGUGCAGAUGCUUGAUCUUGCUCCAUCAGGCAAAGAGGAAACAUUGCUGCCUGAGUUCACUCCAAAUCCUGUUCUGGAGCGUUUUUAUCGUCAUCUAGAGUUGAGAGCAAAGCAACCAGAUGCAGCUGUACCUCCACUUGAUGAAACACUAAAGAAGAUCACUGGACCAGAUCCGGAGCUUGUUUCUGAAAACAAGUCUGUUUUUGAUGCAUUGCAUAGACACUUUGAACUCAAGCCAAACCCAAAGCUGAAGAAAUCAUCUAGGCAAUUUUAUCGAGAGAAACAAUUUGGAUCAAAUGCCCUUGAAUCUGAUGGUCAGGCUGUCAAAUCCAUUGAAAAUCAACUGCCGGUUAAGAUGGAGAAAAUUGGAGAUUUAACUCCUGUUCAAGAUUUUGAAGCUAUGAUGUCCCAAAGGGAUAACCCAGAAUGGGUCGGGAAAGCAGUUAAGGAAAUGAGAGACAAGAUACUUGCCCUAGUGAUACACUCCAAUGAAGGAGAGAAUUAUCACAAAGUGGUGGAAUGUAUAGCUGCUCUUCGUAAGGGUUGCAUCAUUGAGCAAGAGCCAGGACCCUACAACGAUUUAAUGCGCCAGCUUCGCCAGUAUUGCCAGGGGAAAGGAAUCGAAAGUCUUCCACAACUUCUUGCAUCUAGGGAUCUCACUUUGAUCUCCAAGUCAGAAGCUGAAGACAGUGAUGUUACAUAUGAGGAGGCGAGAAGCUUUUUCGUUAAAAUGGAGCAAAAAAAUCCCAUGGAUUAGAGGUUACUACAUUUCUGUUUUUCUAUUGUGUAGUUGGUUCUCAUUUAAAGUGCAGUAAACAUAACCCUCUUCUUGUUGACCCAGCAAUAUUUUUUAAGAUCUAUGCUGUGCAUACAUCAGCAUUUUAGACCUAUAUGUGUUAACGAUCUUUUUGUUGUUAUAAUUAUGUUUCAAGUGAGUAGUGUUGGAGGAUCUUUCGAUUGGAAUCUCCAAUAACGGAAGGUAUUACGUCUCAAUGGUG